CCAAAAAUAUUGUGUCGUGUUUCUUCAUUUAGCCAUUUUCAGGUGUAUAAAUAAUGUUCUCCAAAUAAAGGGCAAAGAUAUUACCGUUUUCCUCUCUGUUAAACUUUCCCCAUUUCAAUCUCCUCUCACUUUCUCUCUCCUCACUCACUUUCUCACUCUAGAGCUUCAACUCCAACUUUCAUGGCGUUCAAUUUCAACAGGGCUCCUCUGCAGCCAGCUCUGAAUGUAACUCCUCUUAACAGCAUGCCCUACAUUGAUCCCAUUCCACCACAAGGUAGUGAUAUCCCAUUAGGUCCUGUAGAUAAGGCCAAACCAGCUUUGGUAUAUUUGCCUUCUGAACCUACUGAGGAAGAAUGGGGUCCUAUCUUAUCUGCUACAAAGGGCGGAAUUGGUUUGGGUGGCAGUGCAGCACUUGGACCAAUUGGGCCGGUUCUUGGGAAGUUGGAUAUUAGUGAAAGUGAGGAUUCUUACCUCUUUCGAGUGUCCCUUCCAGGUGUUGCAAAAGAUGAUUUCUCAUGUACUAUGGAUCCUACUGGGCAUGUAACUAUCAAGGGUGUUACUACAACUGGAGAGAAGACUGUCUACAAGAAUUCCUUGAAAUUUGAGAUGCAAUCUCAGAACCUGUGCCCACCAGGUCACUUUACCGUCUCAUUUAAUCUGCCAGGACCUGUUGCUUCGGUACAUCUAUCCGGCCAUUAUGGAAUUGAUGGUGUUUUUGAGGGCAUAGUGAAAAAGAAGAAACCAUCAGCUUGAUGUGUUUGCUGAAUUCUAUGUACAUUCUUUAGUUGUCAAAUCAUAUCAUAGAACAAAUAGAUAGGCAUGACUGCCUAUUCAUUUAUUUAAAUCAUACCAGAAGUUUGCAUUAGAGUCUUCUUAGAGCAACAGAUGGGCCCAUCCCAAUAGACAGCUUAACAAAGGGAGGUUUGAUUGAUCCAUUCUAUCGAAAUUUGCUAUGUACAAGCAACAUUGUUUUGGGUUUUUGCUACCGGUACUACUGGCAAGCAGGAGAUGCAGUCCAUUAUGCGUUUCAAGCUUGCUUGCAGUUCUCAAGCAGACCUUCAUUUUGUUGUGGCUUUUGUACUUGAAUGUUGUAACAGUUCAAGUGAAAACUUAGAAUUAUUAAAGAAUUGGGAUUGGUUAUAUAAUUUUCGGAGUUUUUCCU
Chenopodium quinoa (quinoa) is the source of this 1162-nucleotide messenger RNA. RefSeq names its product alpha-crystallin domain-containing protein 22.3-like. The transcript has 3 exons. Gene Ontology annotation, cellular component: nucleus. The record is from RefSeq and is a predicted model, not a curated record. NCBI's taxonomy places the organism in Eukaryota, Viridiplantae, Streptophyta, Magnoliopsida, Caryophyllales, Amaranthaceae. Bases 181 to 753 code for a protein of 190 amino acids.